AUGAGUCGUCUUGCCCGCUUACCACCUUGGCUUUCAUAUUGGCUCGGCUACCGGGCAAGCCCACCGCCAAAGCGACCGAACUAUAUUAUCUGGCUUUGGUCCUUCAUAGGCGCUUUUGGUGGCUUGUCCAUCCUCCAGGCUGUCUUUGGUCAUACUCACUACUUCAUUGAGCGGAACGUACCCAGCAUCAUUGCCAGUUAUGGUGCCUCUGCCGUUCUGUGUUAUGGCGCCAUAGAAGCUCCGCUCGCACAACCUCGUGCCCUUCUCGGCGGACACUUCAUCUCAGCACUCAUCGGCGUCUGCAUCACCAAGCUUUUCCAUCUCAACUCCCAUUUUGAAUCCCUCAGAUGGCUUUCCGGCUCGCUUUCAGCGUCGCUUGCUAUAGUAGUCAUGCAGAUGACAGCUACGACCCAUCCGCCCGCAGGUGCCACCGCUCUCCUUGCGUCGGUCAAUGAUGAUGUACUUGCCAUUGGCUGGUACUAUCUUCCUGUCAUUCUGCUGUCAAGCACCCUCGUCCUCGUUUCCGCGCUUAUGGUAAACAACAUCCAGCGGAGGUACCCCGUGUACUGGUUCGAGCCCGCGCUGCCACCCGUGGCGCCAAGCCCGUCACAAUUUCCGCCUGAGAAACGCAUCAGCGAAACAAGCGUUACUAUUCAACCGGCAGAAGAUGACGAAGCUGGGAUUGAAGCUCAGGAGCUUGCAGAGGACCGUGUUUAA
Molecule: messenger RNA, 717 nt
Organism: Fomitiporia mediterranea MF3/22
Lineage: Eukaryota; Fungi; Basidiomycota; Agaricomycetes; Hymenochaetales; Hymenochaetaceae
Exons: 3
Coding region: 1-717 (238 amino acids)
Source: RefSeq, a predicted model, not a curated record